ACCCAAAUUAACGAAAAUGCCACUACACGAUCGAGUCCGCCAAAAUGAGCCGUUGAGAAUUGCUUUCGCGAUAGAGAAUUGAAUCUUAACCGUCUGAUGAGACCGCUCCGGCGAUCGAUGGUCGGAUUCUUGAACCGGGCUCUUCACAGUGAUGCUGACACCACAUUUGUCGAAUCUUUUUCGUUGUUACUACGAAAACAUUCAAAACCCAAAUCGAUUAGAGAGUGUAAACAAAUCCACGCAAAGCUGUUGAUCUCAGAAGCAAUCUCGGAAAUCUACGUGGCAAAUACUGUGUUGAGUUUCUACUCAAAGUAUGGUGAUUUUUAUAAUGCACGCCUUAUGUUCGAUCAAAUGCCUCACAAGAAUGUUGUUACAUGGACGUCCAUGAUUUCAGCUCUCGUUCAUCAUGGGUUCUACCUUAAAGCACUCAAUCUGUUCAAAGAAAUGCUUGAAUCUGGUGCUAGACCGAACCAGUUCACUUUUUCGGUUGUGGUUCGGGCCUGUAUAGGUACUGCGUCUCUUGAUUUGGGUUUACAAGUUCAUGGGUUGAUCAUUCGUUUGGGGCUUGAGACAGAUGAAUUUGCAGGGAGUUCACUUGUGGAUAUGUACUUCAAAAUUGGGGGUAGCCUUGAGGAUGCAUGUUGUGUUUUUAGUGGGUUGUUUAGGAGGGACUCUGUUAUAUGGAAUGUUAUGAUUUCUGGGUUUUCUCAAAUUGGUGAUGUUAGUGAAGUUUUUCGAUUGCUUUCGGAGAUGUGGGUGCUUGAUGGGUUGAAACCCAAUGAUUUCACGCUUACAAGUUUGCUCAAGUGUUGUUGUUUGCUGGGAGAGGUUCAGCAAAUUCAUGGGCUUGCCUUAAAACUUGGAACCGAAGUUGAUGUAGUGGUGGGCAGUGCUUUAGUGGAUGCAUAUGGAAAGUGUGGGAAUAUGGAGUGGGGUCGAAAAAUUCUGAAUUCAAUGGAGUGGAAAGAUAGUUUUGUUUGGAGCUCAAUCAUCUCUGGUUAUGCAAGGAAUGGCAGUGGAGACGAAGCUGUUUGUUUGUUUAGGGAUAUGUGUAGACAAGGCAUGAAACCUGACCAACAUGCAUUGUCAAGUACCCUGAAAGCUUGUGCUGAGAUUGGAGACUUAGAAACAGGAGUUCAAGUUCAUAGUCAGAUGAUAAAAAAUGGCUACCACAGUGAUUGUUUUGUAGCCAGUGCUCUACUUACUCUUUAUUCAGAUUGCAAUGAAAUUUGUGAAGCACAUAAGUUGUUCAGAAGGAUUGAUGAUAAAGAUAUUGUGGCUUGGAAUUCAAUGAUCCUGGGUUAUGCUCAAAUGGAGGAGGAAUCUUCUUACCACUGCAUCAAAAUUUUCCGAGAACUUUGUCAAACCCCUGCAUUGAAACCAGAUGGAGCCACUAUAAUUGCCGUUCUAAAAUCAUGUCAGAAUCAAACAGGUCUAAUAACAGGCAUUCAGAUUCAUACAAUGAUAAUGAAAUCAAGCCUAAGUUGUGAAACUCUUAUUUGUAAUGCUGUAAUCAACAUGUAUUCCAAAUGCGGGGAUGUUGAUGAUGCAUAUAAAGCUUUCAUUGACAUAGUUCAUAGAGAUGCAAUUUCAUGGAGUUCUAUAAUUGGAUGUUAUCAACAGAAUGGUUUUGAACUGGAAGCCCUGAGCCUUUGCAAGGAGAUGUUAGCAGAUGGGGUCUAUGUAACCAGUUUUAGCCUUCCAUUGUGCAUUGCAGCUUGCUCAGAACUUGCAGCUAUAGAUGUGGGUAAACAGUUCCAUUCUUUUGUUAUCAAGCUCGGUUUUGAUGGAGAUGUCUAUGUAGGGAGCUCUAUCAUAGAUAUGUAUGCGAAAUGUGGGUUCAUGGAAGAAUCCAAGAAAGCCUUCGAUGAACAAGAAGACCCAAAUAAAGCAACGUUCAAUGCACUGAUAUCUGGAUUUGCACAUCAUGGAAAAGCUCUCGAGGCAAUAGAAUUAUUCAAAGAAAUGGAAAAGAUGAGCUUAGUUCCCAACCAAAUCUCUUUCUUAGCUGCUCUAUCAGCCUGUAGCCAUGCAGGUUUGGUGGAAGAGAGUUUAUUUUUCUUUGACUUGAUGCAUAAAAAAUAUAACAUUAAGCCAGAAUCUGAGCAUUAUUCAUGCCUGGUUGAUGUAUUGGGCCGUGCUGGAAGGCUUGAGGAAGCAUACCAAAUCAUACAGAAUGAUGGAAAAGAGCAGGCAUGGAGAACAUUACUAAGUGCCUGUAGGAAUUAUGGGAAUGCAGAAAUUGCAGAAAAAUCUGCAAAGAAGCUAAUGGAACUGGAUCCUAAUGAUCAUGCGUCAUAUGUUCUUCUCUCCAACCUCUACUCAGGAGAGGGAAAAUGGGAACAAGCUUUUAAGUUGAGGCAGAGAAUGGUGGAGAUCGGAGUGAAGAAAGAUCCAGGAAGCAGCUGGUUGAUAUUCAGAGAGCAGGUUCAUCAAUUCUCGGUGGGUGAUUUUUCACACCAUGAUAUGAGGGAGAUUUUAGGUGAAUUGAACAUAUUGAAUAAACACGUCAAUAGUGCUGGUUCUUGGCAUGUUAGCGUUGAUUGUUAAUAGUAAAAGGACCAUAUGGAAGCUCAGAUCAAGUAACCAGGGUCCCAUCUAUUCAAAUUUUUUGUGA
Molecule: messenger RNA, 2617 nt
Organism: Vitis riparia (riverbank grape)
Lineage: Eukaryota; Viridiplantae; Streptophyta; Magnoliopsida; Vitales; Vitaceae
Product: pentatricopeptide repeat-containing protein At2g33680-like
Exons: 1
Coding region: 97-2550 (817 amino acids)
Biological process (GO): RNA modification
Molecular function (GO): RNA binding; protein binding
Source: RefSeq, a predicted model, not a curated record